UCGUUAGCUGUCAACGUGUUUUUGUUCACAUUGUUGAACGUUGUAAAUAAAGAAGUUUUUUCAAAAAAAUUGUCUUUCAUUUAUUUUUUAGUAUUAAAACGAUGUAUUCACAUCAUAAUGAUAUUACAAGUAUUCAGAGUAAACUUCGUGACGCGUUAAAAGUAAUCAAAAUUUACGAAUGGUUAUUGGACUCAUAUGUGUUGGAUUUUUACGUAGAUAAUCACUGGGAUAAAAUGCCAAAAUCAUGGAUACAAACACUAGGUCAUAUUUCGCCCGAACAUUUAACCGAUUUGCUCAUUCCUCCCGUACAAAAUACCGAAUGCACAGUAUGGCCAUUGUCAUUACUUGCACUGAGAACACUAAUGCAGCGAUUGUGCAUUCCAAGGGAACCCAUUUCAUUUUCACAACGAAUCGAUGCCGAAGAAAAUCAAAGCGAUUCAAAUAAUAAUCCGAAAAAAAAGUUCAACUGUUUGACACACCCGAAAAUUGGUACAGUUUUAACGAAGAAAAAUAUUAAAGCGAAAAAACGGCAUGAAAUUGAACGUAUGAGCCAAUUGACCGUUAACAUUGCACGCGAAUUAAAUGUAAAUUAUGUUGUGGACUUUGGAUCUGGGCUGGGCCAUUUGGCAAGAGUACUUGCCUACGGUCAUGGACUAAGAGUAUGCUGUUUGGAAAAAGAGAUCACGCUCACUGAUCAAGCAAAUGAAUUAGAUAAUCAAUUGACUGAUUUGGCAACAAGAUUUUGCACCGAUGAAAUUACAUUUCGGCGUCCCGUACAUUUGAACAUAUGCUUAAACCGCGAUACAUCGUUCAAAGAUUUAGUUGCGGCUAUAAAAAAAUCAUUCGGAAUUGCUGUGAAUGAAACAUUUAAAUUUGGUAUAAUUGGUUUGCAUCCGUGCGGAGAUUUGGCAUCCAUUCUGACAAAUUUCUAUUUGCAAAGUUCAGAGGCAAAAUUUUUGAAUUUAGUUGGAUGUUGCUAUUUUAAAAUACAAAAUCUCAGCAAUUCGACGAACAUUCGAAAUAAAGGAUAUCCGCUAAGUGAAUAUUUGAAUAGACAUUUUGAUCCAAAUGAUUAUCAUUUGAGUUUUGUGGCCCGUGAAAUAUCAUGCCAUGCAAUUGAAGUGUAUGCGAAUCGUUUGUCGGAUAAAAAUUACGAUAAUUUGCGUGUGCAUUCAUUCCGUGCGGCCAUCGAAAAGAUUAUUUGUAAAUAUUGGCCAGAGAAAAAACGUUCCGGACUCCGCAGCAUCAAACGUUUGACCACAUUUCGAGACUAUUGCCAUCAGGCAGUCAGUCACCUUGAUGGCAUUCAUAUCCCAGAUCAUGACAUCGAUUCGACAGACACGCUAGCGAAUUUGGAGCGUUGGAAAUCCGUUGUCAUAUUUUACACACUUCGGUUGGUGCUUGCGCCUCUAGUUGAAAGCGUUAUAUUAUACGAUCGACUGUUGUGUCUUCUUGAACAUGGUUGUCACACGAAAAUCGAUGCGAUAUUCGAUCCGGUGAUCUCAGCAAGAAACCAUAUUAUCACUGCUGUUAAAUCAUGACUUUUGUGCUAUUCUAUUUGUGCCUUGCGAAAUAUAUUCUAAUACUUUCUUAACUGGACCAAAUAAAAUAAAAACUUGGUUUAUUGAUCAAUCGUUUUA
Contarinia nasturtii (swede midge) is the source of this 1640-nucleotide messenger RNA. RefSeq names its product protein RRNAD1. Lineage: Eukaryota; Metazoa; Arthropoda; Insecta; Diptera; Cecidomyiidae. The record is from RefSeq and is a predicted model, not a curated record. The coding region runs from base 102 to 1541 and encodes 479 amino acids. The transcript has 5 exons.